AUGCAGUUUGAAACAGUGUAUGAAAGUAGAAAGAAGAGUUUGAUACUAGAAAGAAGGCAGCCUCUUAUGCCCCAUAUGAUAUGUUCUGAUGAAAAUGGUAGAGAAAGCCAGGGAGAAUUCUGUCUAAAUUUGGGAAGGGACACUUUCAAUGAUGUGGUUGGAAGCCCAUAUUUUGUUGCUCCUGAAGUUCUGCGCAAGAAUUAUGGUACAGAAGCAGAUGUUUGGAGCGCUGGUGUGAUCAUUUACAUUCUCCUAAGUGGAGCACCUCCAUUUUGGGCGGAAACUGAGAAGGAUAUAUUUCAAGAGGUUUUGCAUGGUGAUCUUGACUUCUCAUCAGAUCCAUGGCCUAACAUCUCUGAGAGUGCCAAAGAUUUAAUCAGGAAAAUGCUUGUUAGAGAUGCUAAGAAACGGCUUACUGCUCAUGAAGUUCUAUGCAAGUAUCAUCUUGUUGCUUCAACUAAGAAGCCCAUUGCUGUUCCUUGUUCAUUGAAAAGACUUGUCCAUUGA
This is a messenger RNA of Thlaspi arvense, 507 nucleotides long. Lineage: Eukaryota; Viridiplantae; Streptophyta; Magnoliopsida; Brassicales; Brassicaceae. The record is from the annotation of a GenBank genome assembly.